Messenger RNA from Bombyx mandarina (wild silkworm), 2363 nucleotides. RefSeq names its product WD repeat domain phosphoinositide-interacting protein 2. Lineage: Eukaryota; Metazoa; Arthropoda; Insecta; Lepidoptera; Bombycidae. Gene Ontology annotation, molecular function: protein binding; heme binding; peroxidase activity. Gene Ontology annotation, biological process: response to oxidative stress. The record is from RefSeq and is a predicted model, not a curated record.
UGAAUGUUUUUGUGUAAUAAACUAUGAAGUUGUGCAGUUUGCGGGAGGGGGCUUGUUUUUAGAAACAAGGUCGUUCUUUGUGUCAAAAAGUAGAUAUCUCUGAACGAAUUAACAUUAACAAAUUGACUUAUUUCAAUGAAAGACUGAUUUGUGCUCGACUAAAAUAAACAGUGUGUAUAUGUCGUGUUUAAUUGUUCCUAUUUAGAACACACUGUCCGUUUCCAUCGCUCCAAUGAGUCUGGGAGGAGUUACAAACACUGAGGGAUCGAAUGCAGGCGGAAUAUUCGUUCAGUUUAAUCAAGAUUGCACGUCAUUGGUGGCGGGCAGCAGCACCGGAUAUCACUUAUUUGCUCUAACUCCUGAUGAUGGUAUCGAAGAAAUAUAUGCGAGUCGCAGCGGACAGGAGACUUGUCUCGUCGACCGUCUCUUCAGCAGCUCGCUGGUGGCUGUUGUCACAGUAUCCGCUCCCAGGAAGCUGAUAGUGUGCCACUACAAGAAGGGCACCGAGAUCUGCAACUACAUCUACAGCAACACCAUCCUCGCCGUCAAACUGAACCGCUCGAGGUUGAUCGUGUGCCUCGAGGAGUCGCUGCACAUCCACAACAUCCGGGACAUGAAGAUCCUGCACACGAUCCGCGACACGCCGCCCAACCCGCGCGGCCUGUGCGCGCUGUCGCCCUGCGUGGAGCACUGCUACGUGGCGUACCCCGGCUCCAGCGCGGUGGGCGAGGUGCAGAUCUUCGACGCGGUGCACCUCAACGCCAAGUGCGCCAUCAGCGCGCACGAGAGCCCCGUGGCGGCGCUGGCCUGGUCCUCCUGCGGGCGGCGCCUGGCCACCGCCUCGGAGCGCGGCACCGUCAUCCGCGUGUUCGCCGUGCCCGACCGCACGCGCCUGUUCGAGUUCCGGCGCGGCGUCAAGCGCUGCGUCACCAUCGCCUGCCUCGCCUUCAGCAGCUGCGGCCUGUACCUCGCCGCCACCUCCAACACGGAGACCGUGCACGUGUUCAAGCUGCAGGAGGGCGGCGCGGGCGAGGAGGGCGGCGCGGGCGAGACGGCGGGCGCCGCGGCGGCGGGCGAGGCGGACACGUGGCUGGGCUGGCUGUCGGCCGCGGUGUCGGCGGGCGCGGGCUACCUGCCGGCGCACGUGGCCGACGUGCUGGCGCAGGGCCGCGCCUUCGCCGCCGCGCGCCUGCCCGCCACCGGCCACCGCGCCGUCGCCGCCGUCACGAGAGUGUCGCGCAGUCCGCGGCUGCUGGUGGCCACGUCGGCCGGCGUGCUGUACGUGUACGCGCUGGACGCGGCGGAGGGCGGCGAGUGCGCGCUGCUGCGGCAGCACCGCUUCCUGGCGCCGGAGGAGGCGCCGGGCUCCGCGGACCCGCAAGUGGCGACGGGCAACAGUUACGCGGGCGCGCUGCGCGGCCGGGACCCCGCCGCCAUGACAGAUUCAGAGCGCGGCCGGGAGCUGGGCGCCGCGCUCGAGCCCUCCCCGCCGCGGGGACCCUUCGACCUCCGCGACCCCGACCACUUCCCCCCCAUCGCCGUCAGGGCACCGCAGCACUAGGACCGCCGCGCCCGCCGGACAGAACUUUCAAUGUUUAGUUCAAUUCUACAAAACAUACACCUACAUCAAAUACUUUAUGUAAUUAAUAUAAAUAUCUAAAAGAUUGUUUGUGUCAGAAAUAUUGACCAGAACUUGGACCCGUGGGACGGGGCCCGACGUGGCCCGCCGCGAGCCGCUAGUGUAAGUUGUCGUCCGACUGUCUUGUCCCUUAGAUAAGUCGUUUUUACAAUUUUAUCACUAUCUCGAUUAUAUUAUUGUAGACAAAUUUUACAAAUUUCAUAUAAAUUAAAUUCAAAUUGUAUUUACUUUGAUAUUAUAUACUAAAAGCAUGUGACAUUACUAAAUUUAGGAAUAAAAACAAAACAAAAAAUAAUAAAUAUUUCAAUAAUUCUAUAUUCAAUCCGGACAGACAGAUGAGACGACGUUAGUGUAAUUAUUGUAAUAUAUUUAGUUAAAUUGACUCUGUCUCUUUGUUCUAUGACUUUAUAGUGCAGCUUACAAUUAUAAGAUCUGAAAUAAUAAAAUAAAAAUGUAAAAGGAAAUGCAAAUAAAUAAUAAACAAGAUAAAAGUUUAUUUAUGAAGAAGCGCGCGGGGCGUGCCGCGGGGCGCGGGGUGCGGGGCGCACUCUUGCACGUGGCUGCGGCAGCUGGUCGGCCGCUAGAGGCUGCUAGUGACUGCACAGUGCACAGUGCACAGAGCACGCUGACCGCAGAUAAUAAUACACUUAAUGUGACGAGCGGCGACAAGAACCCGUCCGAAGCGCGCAGCGUUGGAAUACAAUUUAAAAAAUAACAACAAAAC